AUGAAGAUCACCGCUCUCCUCUACACUCUGAUGGCUGCUACUGCCGUGAGUGCCGCAGCAGUCGCUGAGCGCGACACUCUCGGUGGCCUCGAGGCCCGGGAUACCUGUGGAAGCGGUUACAACGUUGACCAGCGACGCACAAACAGCGGCUGCAAGGCCGGAAACGGAGACAGACACUUCUGUGGCUGUGACCGCACCGGUGUGGUCGAAUGCAAGGGUGGCAAGUGGACCGAGGUUCAAGACUGUGGAAGCAGCUCUUGCAAGGGUACCAGCAACGGCGGAGCUACCUGCUAG
Messenger RNA from Penicillium brevicompactum, 294 nucleotides. RefSeq lists its product as uncharacterized. The record is from RefSeq and is a predicted model, not a curated record. The coding region runs from base 1 to 294 and encodes 97 amino acids. The transcript is spliced from 2 exons. NCBI's taxonomy places the organism in Eukaryota, Fungi, Ascomycota, Eurotiomycetes, Eurotiales, Aspergillaceae.